Molecule: messenger RNA, 3444 nt
Organism: Haliotis rufescens (red abalone)
Lineage: Eukaryota; Metazoa; Mollusca; Gastropoda; Lepetellida; Haliotidae
Product: probable tRNA(His) guanylyltransferase
Exons: 7
Coding region: 224-1618 (464 amino acids)
Biological process (GO): tRNA modification
Molecular function (GO): tRNA guanylyltransferase activity; magnesium ion binding
Source: RefSeq, a predicted model, not a curated record
CAAGCUCGAUGCAUGGCGGGUUUGUCUUCUGAAAUGCAAAAGGAAGCGCUUACUGGUGCAAGGAGCUUUGCACACGUGAACAAUUUUUCUUCACAUUGCAACAUAAAUGAACAGAUAUUGUCACUGUUCGCCCAUAAAGAGUGGUAUAGAGGAGCUGAGAUAACAAGUGUUAAAUCGUACUGUGACCGGUGGACCCACUUCUUGAUCGCAUGACAAUGGGGGCAUGAGACCGCGGCCGGGCCUGUGGGCAGUGUUGAUCAGACACACAGGGAAGACCGACAAGUUGUGUCAGCUCUCUUGUGCAGCAGACGUCAGGUUUGUGGACGGAGCAGACGGCAGGCUUGUGACUAGAGCAGCAGACGGCGAGAUUGGGACUAGUCAGCAAACAGCUUUACAACUCGGAGACGUGGGAUUACAGGCGUCAUGGACAUUGGGGUCUGAUUCUUGUACAGAGAAACUAGAUAUAUUGUAUGGAUACUUGCAUUGUUGUAUUCACAGGAGUUGCUGUUUAUCAGAUUGUUUCAGCUUUAGUGGACAAGGCAGGAGACGUUAUAGAAAGUGGGAUUGUUUCCAUGGAAGAAACGUAACGCAGACCGGCUUGCCUGUAGGUGUAGAGGAGAUUGACAGACAAAGUUGGAAUUCACAGACUGGUGGAAAAUUACAAACUAAAAGUAGAAAUCUCAAGUUUGUCCAAAGGUUCUUGAAUAAAGAUCAGUCAUUUCUUGUGUGUUCUGGAAGGAACAGAUAUUGUGGAGGUUUUAAGUCAAGGAGCUGUUUCCACUCAUCGGCAGUAAUGGCCAAAUCCAAGUUUGAGUAUGUCAAGCAGUUUGAGCUGGAGGACAAGUGUCUGCAGAACUGCUGGAUUGUGAUCAGGAUAGAUGGCAAGGGAUUCCACAGGUUUUCUGACACUCACCAUUUUGUCAAACCAAAUGAUGAGAGGUCACUCGGCCUGAUGACCCGAGCAGCCCUGGCUGUGAUGGAGGACUUCAAGGAUGUUGUCAUGGCGUAUGGGCAGAGUGACGAAUACAGCUUCGUCUUCAAGAAACACACCACUAUGUACAACCGACGGGGAAGCAAGAUAAUGACCAAUCUAGUCAGCCUGUUCUCUGCUGCAUUUGUGAUGAACUGGCCUCGGUACUUCGCCACCCAGGAGCUGCAGUACCCACCAGCGUUUGAUGCCAGGGUCAUCCUGUACCCCAGUGACCAGAAUCUCAAGGACUACCUCUCCUGGAGACAAGCAGACUGUCACAUCAACAACUUGUAUAACACUGUGUUCUGGAAGCUGGUACAGGAACGCUGCCUUACACCUGCACAAUCUCAGGAAAAACUCAAGGGCACGUUAUCGAGUGACAAGAAUGAGAUUCUGUUCUCAGAGUUCAAUAUCAACUACAACAACCUGCCAGAGCUCUACAGGAAAGGAACAGUAUUAAUCAGGAAAAAGGAUGAGGUGUGUUCCUCCCCCACAAGGACUCACUCAGGAAUGAACUCUCUCAACCACUCCAUGUCGAAGCUGUCUACUGGAAAGUACAAGCCACUUGUGACAACACUACACUGUGAUAUUAUAGGGGCCAAAUUCUGGGAGGAAUACCCUGAAAUUCUGGACCCCAAGAAAGGAUAACAGGGCAUUCACAUUUGGAUUCACUUGUUUUUUUUGUCAUUUUAUAUGGAUAUGGAUGUUAAUAUAUUUAAACAAUACCAUACAUAAGAUGGAAGUAGUCUGGAUAUUCUGAGCGAGUGUGAUGCCUAUAUCUGUUUUAACGUAGGUGUCAGCACCUAUGCGCAUGGGUGUGGUGUAGAAAGAGGAUCGACUGGCGGUCACAGCAAAGGGACACAACUCUGCACCUUAGACAAGUGGCAUCUCUGAACCCUAGAAAUUGUCAUCUACCUGAAUGAUAAUGAUGAAGCAAUUGUGAUGAUAUAUCUUUUAAUGCACAAUGGGUGUCAAAUGCCAGACAGGUGAACUGUAUAGGUUAUCCAAGGUGGACUGGACAUGUGGAAUCGUUCUGGUUCUUCAGCAAGGCCUCUGUUGAUGGAAGACACAGACCUCACUGCAGAUACAAUCCUCACUCACCCAAUACACAGGCACUCUGUCAUGAGCAUUCUGUCAACCAUGUAUUUGCAGUGGUCAACUCCUGGAGUUCAUACGAUCAUAUCCUUCUCAAACAGAGUUAAAAAACACCCACAAUUGGAAGGCUGUGAGUUGCAAAAACCCACCAGUAGUAAAGUAGCAAACAUCUGCCUCUGAAGAGUCUGGUCUUGUGAUUUUUAGUCUUCACCUGUACUUUCACUGCAAGUUUUGUUCAGCAAGGGUCUUUGUAAGUGACGUUUGGAUCUUGGAAAGCAACUAUUCAGUGUUUGAAUAAUUGUUUCAAUAAAUACUUAAUUUUUCUGAGUUGUAAAAUAAUGGUGGGUAUACAUCAAUCCACACUUUAAUUAUUCAAUAUUUACCUAACUGACAUGUCACCUGAACUUUUUUUUUAAAUGUCUACACAUUCUCUGAACCUUGGUGGUCCUGUGGUUGUGAAGAGAGAGCAACCUUAAUAUUGCCAAUUACUUUGAUCUAUGAACACAGGUGAUGAACAUUUGAAGCCCCAUGUUAUUCAGUAAUGCAUUAUCACUGAAACACAGGAGUGUUGAGUGCCCAGUGUCUGUCUUGACAGUCCUCAGUCAUACACAUUUGCUCACAGCCAUUGAGUAGCUACAUUAUACUACUCAACUUUUCAUAGGAAUAAUCAAAUAUGUCGUUCUAUUUAAAUAUAGGAUGUAUACAUUCUUACGAAAUAAACAUCCUAUUUAAAUAUACACUUGACAUGUGAGAAUCAUUUUUGUGCAUCAUGGUAAAAUAAAAAAAUCCCUAUUCAAAGUGGAGUAGUAUAUAUAAUUAUAUCCACUGUAGGCAAUGAAACAAAAGAUCCUGCCAUUAAGGUUGGUGAAAUAGUUUCAUUAAAAUUUGCAGCAUUCUUUGAUUUGGAGAAUCAUACACUUGCAUCCUGGUCAGGUAAUGAACAAAGUUGGCUGGGUUGUCUCCCUUUAAUGUGGCAGCCAUUGCUGGCUGAACGCAAUGACCAACAAACACUUCCACUUUGUUUACAUUUAUUGUGCUUUCUUGUAAAACUGCAAUAAUACAGUGAUGUGUUUGCUUUAGACAUGUAAAGCAAAUUAUGAUCAUGUACAUCUGUACAGCAUAUUGUUAUAUACAAAGUUACCUAUACAUGUGAUACAUACCUAUAUACAUGAUAUUCAAAUUGCUACUGCUCAACUGAUUGGUCAACACAAGUCAUAUGAGCAGCAUUUGAACCAAUGAACAAUGGCAAGUGACAGUCCAUGGUGUAUGGACCUGUUCAUAUUAUUGCUACAGCCACUAUCCAUUAUUAACCUCAAACAUAGACACUGCUUCACGUGCAUAUGAGGUCAUAUUUCUGAAUAAAGGGUAUAGAAGAGGAA